Molecule: messenger RNA, 828 nt
Organism: Grammomys surdaster
Lineage: Eukaryota; Metazoa; Chordata; Mammalia; Rodentia; Muridae
Gene: Ncr3
Product: natural cytotoxicity triggering receptor 3
Exons: 4
Coding region: 191-766 (191 amino acids)
Biological process (GO): positive regulation of natural killer cell mediated cytotoxicity; natural killer cell activation; immune response-activating cell surface receptor signaling pathway
Source: RefSeq, a predicted model, not a curated record
UCCAGAGAGCCCAGACAUGUCCGUCGGUGCCAUCUUUUCUCCUUAGCAGGACUUGCAUAUGAUCCCCAAAGUCCCAAGCAACGGAGGUUAUUGGCAAGUCAAGUGUGAAUCCUACUUGUCCUGGGCUCCGGUAGUCGUUCCUCUACUUAGACCUCACUGCUGAGGUCCGUCCGCCUCACCAACGGGAGACAUGGCUGAGGUGCUGUUGGUCAUCUUCAUCAUGGUUUCUCCAGGAUCCUGUGCACUCUGGGUGUCUCAGCCCCCUGAGGUUCGUGCGCAGGAGGGCACUACUGCCUCCCUGCCCUGCUCCUUCAAUGCCAGCCGAGGAAAAGCGGCCAUUGGCUCUGUCACGUGGUACCAAGACAAAGUAGCCGCGGGGAUGGAGUUGAGCAACGUGACCCCAGGGUUCAGAGGCCGCGUGGCCUCUGUUUCUGUUUCCCAGUUCCUUAGGGACCACGAGGCAGGGCUGCUCAUACAGGACACCCAAAGCCAGGAUGCCGCAAUCUAUGUGUGCAGGGUGGAAGUGUUAGGCCUGGGCGUGGGAACCGGAAACGGGACUCGGCUGCUGGUGGAGAAAGGGCCUCCUCAGCAAGCCUCCAACCCAGAGCAAGCGGCCCACACAAGUCUCCUCCUCCGGGCUGGAUUCUACGCCCUCGGCUUUCUCUCUGUGGCCACGGGCAGUACCAUCUAUUACCAAGGCAAAUGUCCCUGUCACGUGGAAAACACCGCCACUCCUCCUCCUGCAGCCUCCGAGGAGCGAUUCUAAAUCCCAAUGAUCCAGCACUCUCAAGAGGCUAGCAAUAAAUCCUUACCCGCUCCUCUCUCCCA